AUGGAUGCUAUCGCGGCCGCCCAAGCCGCUACAGCUGGAUGGGUUCGUGAACAACAGACACGACAAGGGACGCACAAAAACAGGCUGUCCCAAGUUUCAACCACGUCUUCUAACGCGUCGAAGCGUUCAAGGCAGCACAUAGGCCCCUGGCAGCUGGGUAGAACUCUAGGGCGCGGCUCCUCUGGUCGAGUACGAUUAGCCAAGCAUGGUGAGACUGGUCAACUGGCUGCGGUCAAAAUUGUCCCCAAAUCAGCAGUUGGUUCAUUGACACAAAGCAGCAGUGUUCCGUACGGUAUCGAGAGAGAGGUAAUUAUAAUGAAGCUAAUCGAGCAUCCUAAUAUAAUGGGCCUUUACGAUGUUUGGGAGAACAAAGGUGAGCUUUACCUUAUUUUGGAGUAUAUCGAAGGAGGAGAGCUCUUUGACUAUCUUAUUUCCCGCGGAAGACUGCCUGAACGUGAGGCGGUACACUAUUUCCGCCAAAUAUGCUACGGGGUUGACUACUGUCAUCAGUUUAAUAUCUGUCACCGCGAUCUCAAACCUGAAAACUUACUCCUUGACAAACAUCGCAACAUAAAGAUUGCAGAUUUUGGCAUGGCAGCUCUUGAAACCCAGGGCCGAAUGCUGGAAACAAGCUGCGGAUCUCCUCAUUAUGCUUCACCAGAAAUUGUCGCAGGCAAAAAUUAUCAUGGUGCCCCUUCAGAUAUCUGGUCUUGUGGCAUCAUCCUUUUUGCACUACUUACAGGUCAUUUGCCGUUUGAUGAUGACUCGAUCCGCAAACUUCUUCUGAAAGUCCAGAGUGGUGUUUACUCAAUGCCGCGAAACCUGUCUACUGAGGCAAAAGAUUUGAUCUCACGUAUGCUGUUGGUUGAUCCUAAUAGGCGUAUAACUAUGAGGGAGAUAUUGGCACACCCUCUUUUGGCUAAAUACCCAUACCGUCGGGUCCCAACAGAAAACAAAGAGAUUCGUGGCCUUUUUGAUGCCCAUCACCCUGUCAGCUCUGUGACUGAAAUUGAUCGUGAGAUUCUCCGCAACUUACAGACUUUAUGGCAUCGUGAUGACUCGCAGAAGAUUAUUGAAAGACUCAUGUCGCCAGAUCCAAAUCCUGAAAAGACAUUCUACUGUUUACUUUUGAAAUAUCGUCAGAACCAUUCAAAAUUAUCCGCUCGCACAAAGACACCUCCCAAGAGUGUUGAGGCCUCAGGAGUGUCCACACCUCACAAAAAAGUGCGACACCGUCGCACGACCUCGACUGCAUCACAUCGCUCGGCAUUAUCAUCCAGAUCUUUGAGGUCGACCCGCUCCAUUAGGAGCAAUGGUGUAACUCGUGGAAGGGCCAAUGCGGCUUUGAGCCACUCCCGUACUGGUUCGAAAUACUCCAUUUCGAGUAUGGCGAGUCGUAGAGCACAAUUCAGCACAAGGAUGGCAGCGGUGCCCACAACUCGAAACACGGACGCAACACAUUUUGAAAGGCCCACCCAAGCCUACUACAAACUUGACGAGCCAUUCAUAGAUCAGAAAAAUCUGGAUGAUGUCGAUUCAGGCUUUGUGGCUCCACCAGAAUCUUCUGCUAGAGCCACAGAACGUACAUCUCGCACAUCGUCUCAUUUUGCAGAUAUGCUUGACCAGGCUUUUAAUUUCGACGAGCCACGGGCUGUAUCAGCCACUUUGGAUCCGGUGGUGUCUACUAACGAAAUACCGGAGAGGAGAACUGCGUCGGAGCCGACCACAGCGACGUCACCGCAUACUCUAGACCCCAGACAAAGCCUUGCCUUUGAUUUUGAGGAUCACUCUACACAGCCAGCUACAAUGGAAACGCUUCCGCACCAGUAUUUAUUACCAAUGAUUUUUGAAGAAGAUCGUUUCGCCGACGCCAUAGAGGAAGAGGUUGAGCUCAAGGUUCAUAAGAGGCGGCGUCCCAAACCUAUAUCGUUCAACGACGACAACUCUCGACUUCAAAUCUCGAACCUUAUAUCAGGAGAGAGUUUCUGCAGCUAUCAGCCAAGUGCGGCAGCAGCCUCAGUGCCACCCCCUGUUCGUCAGGCUCCUCAACCUCCGAAGCGGUCUGACCUGCAUGCACUCCCUGCUGUGAAGGAAGCAACCCAUAGUGACAUUGUGAACCGUAAACCGGUACCAAGCGCAUUGGAAAUUUCAUCCCUCAAAUCUGUUGUAAGCUUGAACACACCAAGUCCGCCAAUUAACCCAGCAGGCACCACAACCAGUCCAAAGGUCGGAGGUGGCUCAUUCUCACCAAGGCCCGCUCUUGCGGAUAGAUCGAAUCAGAUGAAUGACGCCAGUAAACCCAAAGAGUCUUUUCUUCGUCGUAUAACACCAAGAAGGCUUCGGACUCAGCCAGCUGAUUCCAGCGAAAAAAAGCGUGAGGAGCCGAGCCAAAACUGGCUCCUGAAGAUGCUCAACCUUAGUUCCUCGGAACCGGCACCACCAGGUAGGGUAUUAAUGUCCACUUUAGAACUGACUGAGUUUCAGUCAGUUAUAUUGGAGGUUAUGGAAGAAUGGCGCAAAUUUGGUCUCAGGAUUCAACAUGUCGAUGCUCAAAAGCACAUGAUUUCCGCAGCCAUCACCAGGCGCAAUGUAUUGCGUAUUCGACAAGUAAGAUUCACGAUUCAGAUGAAAGAAGCACCUCACGGUCGUUCAAUAGCAGAGAUCGCCCGCGAGAGAGGCUCACGCAGGUCUUUCCUUAGGUUCCUUUCGGAGUUAGACCGUGUCCUACAAGAUAUGGGUGUAAUCGAAGGGCGAGUUCAUUAG
Molecule: messenger RNA, 2763 nt
Organism: Wickerhamiella sorbophila
Lineage: Eukaryota; Fungi; Ascomycota; Dipodascomycetes; Dipodascales; Trichomonascaceae
Product: Serine/threonine-protein kinase HSL1
Exons: 1
Coding region: 1-2763 (920 amino acids)
Biological process (GO): microtubule cytoskeleton organization; protein phosphorylation; intracellular signal transduction
Cellular component (GO): cytoplasm
Molecular function (GO): protein serine/threonine kinase activity; tau-protein kinase activity; ATP binding
Source: RefSeq, a predicted model, not a curated record